AUGGGAAAGGUAGUAUGGGACAUUGCAAGGAAGGCUGACAACUUGUGGGUCAAAUGGAUACAUGAUAAAUACAUUAGAACAAAUGAUUUGAGUACAUUUGCUGCACCACAAGGGGACAAUUGGGUGGUCAAAGCUAUUUGUAGAACCAAAGAAAAACUGAUUAGGUUCUAUGGAGUUUCAUGGAUGUAUAACCAGAAAUAUAGUAUUGCUGCUAUAUAUCAGAAGUUGAUGGACUUUGGGGUUAAGGUUAACUGGUGUCAAGCAAUAUGGAAUCACCAGAAUGUGCCAAAACAUAGAUUUGUGUGCUGGUUGGCCAUGAAAGACAGGCUGCAGACUAGUUACAGACUAGCUCAUAUAGGUGUGUGUGAGAAUAAUAGUUGUUUGUUAUGUGAUAGUGGUAUGGAUGAUGGUAAGCACUUAUUUUUUGAAUGUUGUUAUAGUGAGCAAUGCAUUAACAAGAUUAAGCGAUGGCUAGGUAUAAAUGCUGUUACUAAUAAUCUGCAUCAAAUGCUGGAAUGGGUGAACAUUAGAUACAAAGGUGGUAAAUUCAGGAAGAAAGUGGUGAUUGCUAGCUUAAUGGUUGUUGUUUAUAAGAUUUGGCAGGAGAGGAACAAUGUACUUUGGAAUCAAUAUGUGCAUACUAUAGAUAAGGUUGUAAAUGACAUUAAAAGUGAUGUAAAGCAAAGAGUUCAAUUUAGAGUGCCUAGGAGAUUAGGGGAGGAAGAUAGGCAGUGGUUGUACAGCUUAUAG
Messenger RNA from Beta vulgaris subsp. vulgaris (sugar beet), 750 nucleotides. RefSeq lists its product as uncharacterized. The transcript has a single exon. NCBI's taxonomy places the organism in Eukaryota, Viridiplantae, Streptophyta, Magnoliopsida, Caryophyllales, Amaranthaceae. The record is from RefSeq and is a predicted model, not a curated record. The coding region runs from base 1 to 750 and encodes 249 amino acids.